Camelus dromedarius (Arabian camel) is the source of this 817-nucleotide messenger RNA. Its product is annotated as cytochrome b5-like. NCBI's taxonomy places the organism in Eukaryota, Metazoa, Chordata, Mammalia, Artiodactyla, Camelidae. The transcript has 2 exons. The coding region runs from base 1 to 561 and encodes 186 amino acids. The record is from RefSeq and is a predicted model, not a curated record. Gene Ontology annotation, molecular function: heme binding. Gene Ontology annotation, cellular component: intracellular membrane-bounded organelle; endoplasmic reticulum membrane.
AUGCCGCUCUCUCAAGAUAUACAUGGUAGUCUCCGGGACUGUGAAUUUGAUGAGAUUAAAGCGAUAAAUAGAAUUAAUACUCUAAAUGCGGCUGAGAAGCUCGCUCUGCUCUACCCGGCUCCGCUGCUGUUUCCAGGGCCUGAGGCUCGACCUUUCCGAAAUGGCCGAGCAGUCGACAAAGCCGUGCAGUACUACACUCUGGAAGAGAUUCAGAAGCACAACCACAAGAGCACCUGGCUGAUCCUGCACGCCAAGGUGUAUGAUUUGACCAAAUUUUUGGAGGAGCAUCCCGGUGGGGAAGAAGUCUUAAGGGAACAAGCUGGAGGUGAUGCUGCUGAAAACUUUGAGGAUGUUGGGCACUAUCCAGAUGCUAGAGAAUUGUCCAAAACAUUCAUCAUUGGGGAGCUGCAUCCGGAUGACAGAUCAAAGAUAACCAAGCCUCUGGAAACUCUUAUUACUGCAGUUGAUUCUAAUUCCAACUGGUGGACCAAUUGGGUGAUCCCAGCCAUCUUGGCACUGGUUGUAGCCCUGAUGUAUCACUUCUACACAUCGGAAGACUAAACACAUUCUCAGAAAUCGAUGAAGGCAAAGAUUGCUUUGGCCCCAGGAGAAAGAAGCCACUGUUAACUGCUUUGACAGAGCCCUUCACCUGAAAAUAAUCUGAAUACACCUGUUCUCCUUUUCGCCUACAUUAGACACAAAACAAACCAAAAAGAACUGUUCUCUUUCUACUUCCAAAGUUUUAGAGUGUGCCUUUUUAUUCAUCAGUUUUAUUCUGAUGUUCCAUCACUAUGUCAUUUGCUUAUUGUGGGCACAG